CUGCAAUAGCUUUCCUUCAGAAUUCUCAAAUAUCGUCAAACAAAUGGAAGUGCGAAGAGCACACAAGCUUGUUGAGAAAUCUCAGGUUGCUUCAGCAUCAUCAGCAACAACCUCGUCGCUUCCCCUCUCUUUCCUUGACUUGCCCUUAGCCGGUCCUAUUUACGUCAAACGCCAAUUUUUCUAUCAUUUUUCCCAUUCCACACAACAUUUCUGUGAAACCACACUCCCCACUCUCAAACACUCUCUCUCUCUUACCCUUCAACAUUUUUUCCCUCUCGCUGGAAAUCUCCUCUGUCCACCACCACCCCACAAACCCUUCAUUCGCUGCACCGAUCAUGACUCUGUCACCUUCACCAUCAUUGAGUCCCAAGCUGAUUUCCAACUUCUCUCAUCCAACCACCCCAAAAGUCUCAAAGACUUGGAUCACUUGGUUCCUACGUUGACAUUCACAAACGUGCAUGAUGAUGACACGUUCACUUUCCCUUUAGUGGCAUUGCAAGUCACAGUUUUCCCCAACCAUGGCCUUUGCAUCGCCAUCACAUAUUGUCAUGUGAUGGAUGGUAAGUGUUGCAGUCAUUUCAUGAAGUGUUGGUCUUCCAUUUGUCGAAGCGGUGGCGUUGACUUGACACUUGUGGAGAAGUCUCCACCGUGCUUUGCUAGGGGAGUGUUGAAGGACCCCAAUGGACUCGAGGCCAUUUUCUUAAGAGACUAUUUUGAAGAGAGGUCAACUUGGAAGGAAAAACUCAUUGGUCAAACUUAUAAAAGUUCCGGUGGUGAUGCUGAUGAGGACUUUGUUAAGGCAACGAUUGUUUUUAGAAGAGAUCGGAUUAAUUAG
This is a messenger RNA of Cajanus cajan (pigeon pea), 835 nucleotides long. The record is from RefSeq and is a predicted model, not a curated record. NCBI's taxonomy places the organism in Eukaryota, Viridiplantae, Streptophyta, Magnoliopsida, Fabales, Fabaceae.